This is a messenger RNA of Urocitellus parryii (Arctic ground squirrel), 564 nucleotides long. RefSeq names its product transmembrane protein 272 (gene Tmem272). The record is from RefSeq and is a predicted model, not a curated record. Lineage: Eukaryota; Metazoa; Chordata; Mammalia; Rodentia; Sciuridae.
AUGCCGGGCGGCCUGGAGAAGGCGUGUCAUCAGUGCAUCUCUAAAAUCGCCAGCAAUGCCUGCUUCAUUCUCGCGCUCACGGCUCUCCUGGUCCUGCCGCUGUCCAUGGCCUUCACAGGAAUGAAGUUUUUGGAGGACUGCCCCAUACAGCCUCUCAUUCCCUUAUAUUUGCUAGUGGGUGGGAUCAUCGGUGCCUUAAAGGUGUCUCUCUUGCUGCAUGACUCCACCAGGAUGAGGCGGCUUCUGUCCAAGGCUCUGGUGAUUGAUGACGACGACGACGAUGAGUAUCCCUGGAGACAGAACGCGCACAAAUACUACGUGCACCUCAUCCUCAGCCUCUUCCUCUUCCUCUGGUUUAUUCUGGGGAAUUACUGGGUCUUCUCUGUGUACCUGCCUGACUUUAUUCCCCCUUUCCAGCAGCCCCAGGCAUACUGUGACAAAACCCUGUACCUCUUUGCCGUAGGGGUCCUGGUGCUCAGUCACACUGUGCUCAUCUUACUGGUCCUGUGCAGCGGUUGUGUCUAUGUGUGUUCCAGGUGGAGAUUUGCUGGUGAUGAAGACUGA